Messenger RNA from Eutrema salsugineum, 445 nucleotides. RefSeq names its product cyclin-dependent protein kinase inhibitor SMR15. Lineage: Eukaryota; Viridiplantae; Streptophyta; Magnoliopsida; Brassicales; Brassicaceae. The transcript has a single exon. Gene Ontology annotation, biological process: regulation of DNA endoreduplication. The record is from RefSeq and is a predicted model, not a curated record. The coding region runs from base 1 to 336 and encodes 111 amino acids.
AUGGGAUUUUCCGACAAGACUCACAACCAGUUCGACGGCGAACACCGAGAAACAUCCGAAGGAAAGAAAUGGAUCAUCUCAGGCUCCUUACGUGCGCCGAUAGUGCCGAUAAGCAUCUCUUCCUCUGCCGUAGCUGACACGGAAGAUGAAGUUAAUCAAGAUCAGUAUCCGACGACUCCAACGGCGUCUUCUGUUAGAAUUCCGACGGUGCAGGUUUGUCCUCCGCCACCGAAGAAACGGAAACAGUCCUUGAAGUUUAGCUACGUCAGUGCUAGAGAGUUCUUCUCUCCACCGGAUCUCGAGACCGUCUUCUUACUGAGAGCUACUCAACUCUGAUUUUAAAUUCUAGCUACUAUCUCUCUCUCUCUAACCUUUUUGGUAAAAGAAAAUUUACUCUUAAGCGCUUUCUUCCUUGUUGUCAUUUUACACAAAAUAAAUUUUUAGG